Molecule: messenger RNA, 1047 nt
Organism: Nerophis lumbriciformis (worm pipefish)
Lineage: Eukaryota; Metazoa; Chordata; Actinopteri; Syngnathiformes; Syngnathidae
Source: RefSeq, a predicted model, not a curated record
AUGGCGACGGCGACGUCACAGUCGCUCAACUUCAACUUCCUGCACCGCUUGUGCAAGCUGGUGGUCGUGCUCUGCUUCCUGCACAUCUCCGUCACGCUCUUCUACUACGUCCGCUCUCUGGACAUCCGCUCCGCCUUCGUCCGCAACCAGCAGCAGCAGCAGAACCGGAAAGACGGCAACGCCACCGAGCAUCUGGGUAACGGUACCGAGACGCCAGUAACUCCCAAAAGCUGGAAGAAGUGCCCUGAAACUUCUCCUCUGCUGGUGGGUCCCCUACGGGUGGAGUUCAACAUUCCGGUGAGCUUGGAGCGGGUGGCGCAGGAGAACCCGCACAUCCGGCCCGGCGGUCGCUACAAGCCCUCCGACUGCGAAGCCCUGCAGAAGGUGGCCCUGAUCAUCCCGUUCCGCAAUCGAGAACAGCACCUCAAGUACUGGCUCUACUACCUGCACCCUAUCCUGCAGCGGCAACAGCUGGACUACGGCGUCUACGUGAUCAACCAGGACGGAGACGAGACCUUCAACCGGGCCAAACUCUUGAACGUGGGCUACGCCGAGGCGCUGAAGGAUUACGACUACGAGUGUUUCGUAUUCAGCGACGUGGACUUGAUCCCCAUGGACGAUCGCAACAUCUACAAGUGCUUCAGCCAGCCGAGACACCUCUCCGUUAGCAUGGACAAGUUUGGCUUCAGGUUGCCUUAUAAUCAGUACUUUGGCGGCGUAUCAUCCAUGAGCAAGGAACAGUACCUGAGGAUCAACGGCUUCCCCAACAAUUAUUGGGGAUGGGGCGGCGAGGAUGACGACAUCUUCAACAGGCUGGCGUCCAAAGGAAUGUCCAUCUCCAGGCCCAGCGGCGAAGUGGGAAAAUGCCGGAUGAUUCGGCACGAGAGGGACAAGCAGAACGAACCCAACCCUCAGAGGUUCAACCGCAUCGCUCACACUCGGGAGACCAUGAACAAGGACGGCAUCCGCUCUCUGUCCUACAAGCUGGUUUCCAAGGAAGCUCUGGCGCUCUACACCAAGAUCACGGUGGACAUCGGGAAACCCUGA